Macrobrachium nipponense is the source of this 757-nucleotide messenger RNA. RefSeq lists its product as uncharacterized. Lineage: Eukaryota; Metazoa; Arthropoda; Malacostraca; Decapoda; Palaemonidae. The record is from RefSeq and is a predicted model, not a curated record. The transcript is spliced from 3 exons. Bases 82 to 390 code for a protein of 102 amino acids.
ACCCGACUUCGCCACGACCUCAGUGAGAACACGUGUGACGUCUUUGGCGAAAGGGCCCGGGGAGGGAGAGGGGGAGGGAGUAUGAUGAUGGACGUGGGAGAAGGAAAGAGAGCGGGACAGGACACGGGUUACUCUACUGCAUCAUCGCCAAUUUGGCACACUCCACAGAGGGACGGCUCCCGAGGGAUGGCGGAGAAACCAAAGCUUUUUCGUCAAGAUUGUGUUCAAGAUCGGUCAGCGUUCGUCUGUGCUCUCUACCCACAGGCAUCUAGCAACCACUGUAGCCUCGACAGCGACCUAAGCGAUCAUCAGCCGCCUCACCGAGAACUGCAGUCGAGGAGAACUCUCGCCAGCGGCGUUUCGAAGAAGGCACAUACUAUACGGCACUGACAGAAGAUGAUGGGCAUCGCAUGUGGAUUAUUAGUAAGCUUGGCCAUUCUGGGCAUAUCCGCUGCGGUCAUUCACACCCUCAUUCAUCCUAACACAGGACUGGUUCUCUUGGCUAGGAACCAAACAGUUAAAAGACACUGAAAGAUUGACUUUUGAAACAGGAAAAUAUGGCCUCCAAAAAAAGGUCGCAUUCUUGCUACGAAGUUAACGAUAACAAUCCCUUUGUCCUUUCCGAAGCAUCUCUACUUUUUCACGCUUCAGGAGAUUCUAUAAAGGACUGAGAACUGUUAUGUAUAACAAAGGAAUCCCAGUAGAUAUAGUAAAUAGUUGUUGGUCCUUCUGUCACUUGCUGCACUCGACUGCAGUU